UGAUGUUUUUGUGCGGUUUUUGUUUACAAACGGACGCGACGCACAGUCCCAUUAUUAAUCAGAAAAGCCAACGCAAAAAUCGACGAGCUCUAAAUUUUCUCUUCAGAAGUUUGCGCACUUGAAGUUAUGGAAAGCUCCAGCCCGGAAGCACCGCAAGUACAGAAUCAGGAAAAAUCCAUUGAAGAAGCGACAUCAGUAACCGCAGUGGAAACAACGGAUCUGGAACGGGAGGAACCGGAAGACGGUGAGGUGCUGGAAAAACUGAAAGGCGAUCGGAUCGGCGAAACCAUGUACAGCGAACGGUUCGUGCUGACGACGAUUCUGAAGCUUCCGCAGCUGGAGGGGACCCUGGCGGAAGAUGAGGACUAUGAGAAGGACCUGUGCAGCCUGUGGGACAUGACCAUCGAGCAGGACGUGGUACUGUUCCUGCUGAAACACGACGUGAUUGAACUGUUUGUGGGAAUCUCGGAAGCGUCCGAGGAUAAUCGUCUGGUGGAGAUUCUUCUGGGGAUUGUGGGCAACAUGUGCUGCGUGGAAGAGACCCAUCGGUUGCUGUAUGAGAAUAAAGGUUUGGUGGUCAGUUUGUGCGGGUUCUUGAGCUCGAGCGACACUUUGGUGCUGGUGCAGUUGAUGAGGAUUUUGACGACGAUUUUGGAGCGAUCGGAUGAUGAGGAGUACUGCUGGUUCAAGGUGGUACGCGAGGUGGAGGACAUCACGGAGAAGAUAGCUUUUAUACUGGCCAGUACGACCAACAGGGAGCUGAUUGAGCAUACGCUGGAAACGGUGCAUGCGAUGGUCAAUCGUUUUACGGAAGCGGAAGUGGAUUACGCUCAGUUGAAUGAGUUCUACAAGAUGUUCGCCAAAAGUUGCUUGAUCGAGGGAUUGAUGGAAGGGUUCAAGCAGAUGUUCCCCGAAACGGCGGCCGACAAUCAGUUUGAGGAGGACUUUCUGUCGAACAAGGAUCUGAAGACGAUUCAGAAGUUCUUGGAGAUCCACGAAAACUUUAUAAUAAACGCUAAUGAGGUUUACGAGGAUCAGGUCGACAAAAUCGUGUACUGCGUCUAUCGUGUGUUAGUGCCGAUGAGUUCCGAGGGUUGUCUAAUUCCACUGUCCAAGGCGCACGUCAGAAUACUGGUUUGCAUCAAUAGCAUUUACAGUGCAAUCGUGUACCAUUUCCACGCUGAAACAUUCCUGGCCAUGCUGAAGAUCUACACGAUUCUGGCCAAAGAGCAAGAGGGGUUGCAAAAUUCCGCCCAACAACCAAUGGACGAGGAAAACGACGAAACUGAUGGCGAAUUCGAAAUUCAGACGGCACUGGGAGAGAUUCUGGAGACUUUGUACUUCAUGGCAGAACCGAUGAAUAGCUCAACGAUUGCCAACACUCUGAAGGUUAGUUCGUUCAACGAGGAAACCAUUCAACGGCUCUGUUUGGCGCUGAAGGAAACCAUGGCCGGCGAUCCACUACUCGGACGGACCUGUGAUUUGCUGUUGGAGAGUGCCCGAGAGGCGUGGACCGUUGAGGACAAAAGUCGAUCUUAGGAAUGUUAGUUGUAAGCUUUAUUGUGUGAAAUUGAUUAAAUGUAAGAUUUAAAACGAA
Molecule: messenger RNA, 1597 nt
Organism: Aedes aegypti (yellow fever mosquito)
Lineage: Eukaryota; Metazoa; Arthropoda; Insecta; Diptera; Culicidae
Exons: 1
Coding region: 127-1539 (470 amino acids)
Source: RefSeq, a predicted model, not a curated record